AUGAUGAUGAUGAUGACGCUAGGCUUUGAAAUCUCCCACGCUUGCUACCAAGGGCCCCUGAGGAUAUGCCGGCUGUUAGCUCUCCUCAUAAUGCUGCCAAGCGUGUUCAUCUUCGUGCCUUUAUACAUGAGGUACCGGGUGUUCUCCGGCCAAAUGUACCCGAUGAGCAUGAGCGACAUGCGGCUCAUAGAUAGCAGGAUCUCCACGACUUGGUGCCAGAGCCAAGUGGUAAAGUCCAACACGACCUUCAACGCGUUCGUGGUGCCUGGCCAGCCGGAACUUCUGGAUGAGCUGGUGCCAGUCUCCAUGACGAGGCAGUUGGAGCUACAGGACGAUAUGAAGGAGUACUGGGGCUUCUACUUGCUGAAAGGGUCUACGGUCACGGUGUCCACUUGCGUAAGCUGGCCCGGAGCCUCCCUCAUCAUGAUCAAAGGCUACAAACACCUGCAAGGCUGCGCCUACAUCGGCGACGACUCCUCCGAAGAACUAGACGAAUUACUGGAAGCCAACAAGAAGGGGCUGCUGUCCAACGACCUGCUCAAGCAGAAGAUUCUGGAGCUGAAGAAGGUGGAUGGGAAGGCUAAUGAUCCAGGAGCGAUGAAGAGGCAUAAAGCGGGGGUAAGCUUCCACGACCCCAGCCAUGGCGUCAACAACAUCUCUUCGGAUAACGUGCCCACCAUGGAUGUUACGGACCAUGACCCUAAAGAGCUCCGAGCAAUCCUCGAACACUUCCACGCUCUCCGCCAAAAGGCCAAGGAUGAGAUGCUGAAGCACUACCGUCCGCCGUCCCACCUGAUGUCCCUACCAGGAUUGCAUCGCCACCGGGACACUAAUGUGGACCGGGACGAGAGGAAGUGGCUGUCUUUCAAAGGAUUGCACCGCCACCGGGACACUAAUGUGGACCGGGACGAGAGGAAGUGGCUGUCUUUCAAAGACCCGUCCCACCUGAUGUCCCUCCCAGGAUUGCAUCGCCACCGGGACACUAAUGUAGACCGGGACGAGAGGAAGUGGCUGUCUUUCAAAGAUCUUGAGAAUAAGACGAGUGAAGAAGUGGACGAGAAAAUUGAAAUUCCUCACGAAGAAAUUGCAAUUGCUACUGUACCUGAAACCACAACGAUUAAACUUGUGGAAUCGACUACAACUUACAAAGCACACCCAAAGAUUGAAGUCUUAGCAAAAAGUGAUAAAAAACUAAAAAGUGAUAGUGAAACUAAAAUAGUUAAUAAUAAUAGUGAUAAAGAAAACAAAAAAAGUGAUGGUGAUGAAAGAACUUAUGAUAGAGUAAACAAAACUGUGAUCAAUAGUUUGGAUGCUCCUGUUGUAGAGUUAAGAGAAGAUGAAAAGAAUCAUACUGCAAUGAUGAUAGAGACAGACGAUCAAACCUCCAAAGAAGUGUUUGAAGAUGUCCUGAAGAGGCUACAGGCUUUAGGACCGAAGGGCAAGAGGGUUCUCGUGAAGCUACAUGCUACUAUGGGUGUGGAGUAUAAUGAGAUAUCUGCCGAAACUAACGAGGGCAUAAUGUCAGCAGUGAACGGAAAUGAUGAGGAGCUGGACAGGCUACGACAAGUGCUCGUAGAAGCUAUUGAUGAAGAGAAGACCAGGGCACAGAGGCAGCAAAAACGUCGCGACGCAAGGGAAGAAGCGAGAGCGAAGAGAGAACUGAUGCUGGGUCAGGUAGACCUGAAGAAGGAGCUGAAUGAAGAUGAUGAGGCGAGGGACUAUGCUGCAGAAGAGGGUUUGAACCCAGACGGCGAAGCACUACACCAUGAGCAACUCAACGAAACCACGCCAUACGACAUGAGCAACUCCGAGUUCUGGUCAUCUUUCUCCAGCAGCGAAGAGGCGUUACUAGAGUGCGAGGGUCUGAUCCUCAACCUGCCUCUGACUCCUCACAGCACCUGUCGAGCUGACGCUUCGGAUGAGGAGACCUUGGCUGCUUCGAGGGCUAACGCUUUGACUUAUAGGGUCCCAUCGAACGGCUACUACUUCUUCGUCUUCAACUCAGAGAACGAGGUCCAGACGAACUUCAUUAAGGCUCGCUUCGACCUCCAGAAGACCAGAUACGACGUCGCCAAGACCAAGCUGAGGGAAUGCAUGAACAGUACCAACAAGUGUGACUUGUCUUUGGACCUUUUCUCCAGUCAGAAGGUAGUCUUGGAGGUGCCUCUAAGAAACAACGAUUCGCUAUGGAACGAGCAAUUUGUGAUCAUAUCAGAGUGUGAGCCUCGGAAAUCUUUGUACUUGGCGUGUGUAAUAGCGGUGCCAAUACUGAUCAUGAUGUUCGCUUUCCAGUGAACUUUGGUUUGUAUAGGCCGCUCAACUAAAGUUGAGGCGAGCGCGUACUCACACUGAAAUAUUUGAAUACCAAGGGCCUAAUGUGA
Messenger RNA from Ostrinia nubilalis (European corn borer), 2381 nucleotides. RefSeq lists its product as uncharacterized. The record is from RefSeq and is a predicted model, not a curated record. NCBI's taxonomy places the organism in Eukaryota, Metazoa, Arthropoda, Insecta, Lepidoptera, Crambidae. The transcript has 15 exons. Bases 1 to 2295 code for a protein of 764 amino acids.